AUGGUGUCCUUUCGCCUCAGCUUGCUUGGCCCGUGGUGCCUCGUCGCACUUCUCAGCACUCUCGUUGUCGCCAGCCCAGCGGCCGUUGAAGGAAAAACGCGGGGCAAAGUUGCGGCUGCCUGGUAUGCUGGAUGGCAUGCUACGACGGGAUACCCUCUGUCAAGGGUAAGCUGGAAGAAGUACACGCAUCUGACAUAUGCAUUUGCGGAGACCUCCCCCGAUGUCCAUAAAUUAAGCUUUGAAGAGGCGACAUGGACAAACCCUCAACUCCUUCCCCAAUUUGUCUCAGAGGCACAUAAACACGGAGUGAAAGCCUUGAUUUCGAUUGGUGGAUGGACUGGUUCAAGAUUCUUUUCGACUGCCGUUGGCUCAGCCAGUAACAGGACAGCGUUCGUAAAAACCGUCGUGAACUUUGCCCAAAAGUAUCACCUUGAUGGUGUCGACUUCGAUUGGGAAUACCCCGGAAAUCAAGGAAUUGGAUGCAACACGAUCAAUCCCCAAGACACGUCCAACUUCCUUCUCUUUCUUCAAGAGUUGCGAAGAGACCCAGUGGGCUCAAAGCUCUUGGUCACUGCAGCGGCAGCCACUGUCCCCUUUUACGGUUCCAACGGCCGUCCCUCCAGCGAUGUCGCCGCAUUUGCCAAACUCCUCGAUUAUAUCGCCAUCAUGAAUUACGACCUCUGGGGUCCAUGGAGCCCAACAGUCGGACCCAACGCUCCCCUAGACGACGCAUGCGCUCCAGCGAACAGCCGCUACGGUUCGGCCACUUCUGCUGUUCGACAAUGGUCGGCAGCUGGAAUUCCCCAUAACCAACUUGUCUUGGGUGUUGCUGCAUAUGGUCAUGGAUUCCGCGUCCGAAGGGCGAAUGCAUUUGCUGCGGGAUCGAACAGCGUACUUGCUUCGUACCCUCCAUUCGACGGCGUCGACCGACCGAUAGGUGACUCCUGGGAUGGUCCCGGAGGGGGAACCGAUGUCUGUGGAUCCCCGACGCUUCCCGGAGGAACCUUCAAUUUCUGGGGUUUGAUUGAAAAUGGCUUCCUGAACAAGGACGGCUCGCCCACGCAAGGCAUCCACUAUCGUUACGACACCUGCAGUCAAACGCCUUAUGUCUACAACCGGACCACGGAAAUCAUGGUUGCUUUCGACAACGCACAGUCCUUUGCGGCUAAAGGGAACUUUAUCAAGUCAAACGGUCUUCGAGGCUUCGCAACCUGGGAGGCUGGAGGAGACUACAACGACAUCCUCCUCGACUCUAUCAGAAAGGCGGGCGGAUACUGA
Molecule: messenger RNA, 1278 nt
Organism: Coprinopsis cinerea okayama7#130
Lineage: Eukaryota; Fungi; Basidiomycota; Agaricomycetes; Agaricales; Psathyrellaceae
Product: endochitinase
Exons: 6
Coding region: 1-1278 (425 amino acids)
Biological process (GO): chitin catabolic process; carbohydrate metabolic process
Cellular component (GO): extracellular region
Molecular function (GO): chitin binding; chitinase activity
Source: RefSeq, a predicted model, not a curated record